GUUUCCCCCAUCACCAAGUCUUCCCGCCUCAGCGCGCUCGACGCCAACCCUCUUGGUGCAAUUCCAGCUGCAAAUCUCGACUCGAGGUUGCGCCGCUGGUUUUCACCGUCCGCUCCUUUGUGACUAUAUCAAUUUUUGCCUUUGGUCUGCCCUUUGGUUCAGCGCAGCAUUUGCAUUUCCUCCGAGUUCUUGUCCGGGCCCGAAGAUCGCAGAGCUAUUUCCAAUUCCACCUCGUCGGUCGCACUCCUUCGCUCGCUGUAGAUUGCCCGAGAGCCCGAGGUCAGACGCCAGAGGAGUUAAGCUGCCAUUCACGACGGGCUUCAGUUCUUGUUCAGUCCUAUGAUUCAAUCAGCCUUCUAGUCGUGCAUCGCUUCCGAUUGCCGCUGCGCGGCUGGAGGAAAGAUGGCAAGUGCGCAAGGUCCCGCCUUGGCCGUUGCUGAUGCCUCGCCGCGCGUCCAUGGCGUGGAGGAUGGCUCCCGCCGCUCGACAGAUCUUGAUGCGUCUUCUGACGGUCCGUUCACGGACGCAAUACCGCACGACGACGCUCCUCCUCCGAAUCCACCAUUCAUCUUUCCGGCCCGAAUGCCCUCGCCUUCUCAGGUGCCAACAAUCAACGCUCGAGAAUACGGACGGCGACCGAUGUCUGCCAUUGAGCCUCAGAAUGUUCCUGCCGACUCGCCGUCAAAAUUUGAUGAAAGACAACGCAGGAGUGUUGCCCUUCCUGCGUUCAGUUUCAAUCCCGGGGCGUCGCUGCCUCCGAAUCCCGAGUCGUUCACGCUCCUCAGUCCUCCUGUCACUCCGAGCUCCUCAAAACCGCUGGCGUCCCCAUCGCGACCCCUCGGGCAUGGACACCGUAGGGGUGGCAGUGAAUUUGUGGGCGGCAGCAUUCGAGACGGCAACUCUAUUGCCGUGAUGAGCACCAGUCCGACCAGGUCGGAGAGUGGGUUCGCGUCUCCUGGGCUUGCACCACCGCCCCGGCGUGGCCAUCGUCGUGGCGUAUCCGGCGCCAUUUCAACCAACGAUCUGCCUAUUCUCGCACCAUUACCGGAUUUUGCCAUGCCCCGAAGCGGCAGCGCUCCAAACAGUCCGACUGCCUUUAACCUGAGGGAGGGCGUCACGAUCCCGUUUCACGAACAGCCACCGAAGUUGCCCGAACCUGCCGACGCAUUGGAAGAUAUGCGCCCGGUCACUGUCGACCAAGGGCCAGUCUUGCCACUAACGCCCGUCACCCCAGCGUCCGACGUCGAAAGUUGCGGACACAGAAGAUCCGUUAGAAACCGUGUUGGGUUCUCCGAUAAGCUCGAGUACAUACCAAGGCCGCUGUCUCUGGUAUCGAACGAGACAUCCAGCACUGCCACGGCGCGUCCAGGACAUUCGGUCUCCGGCAGUAUAUCCUCGAUCGUGUCAGCUGCGUCCCCCAUAGAACGUGAUAGCCCAGCACCUCUAUCUAGGAGUCCAACACGCGAUCUGGCCGACUCGAGACCGAGCACAGCAGGCGCUAUCCUAGAGCACACGGCUGACCUACACGUUGGUACCAAGCAAAAUAGCUCUCCAAGGCGGCGCAACUCUACCCCUACCCUGCUCAACAUUGCCGAAGCCCAGAUUCAGACUGAGGGACCUCCACAUCCAGGGAAUAUGGUCAAGACUCCCAAGCGAUGGUCUUUCUUUGGCCUCGAAUCUCCUUUCGCGCACACCGUGGGUCCGCCAAAACGCCGCCCAUCGAGCUCCAGCUCUUCAGAGUCCGUGUCGAGAGCCGUUUCUGGAGCCUCGUCUUCCGACCAUGAAGAAUCUGACUGCACCGAGACGGGUAGGAACACCGCGGUCGUGUGCCAACCUACCAAGAAGAAAAGCAAGAAGAAGAGGGUUAAGGGUUGGGCUGGCUCAAUCUUGCCACUUAAACCCAAAGCGCAUAAGAAACGGAACAAGAUGAGCGACGUGCGACCCCCAACCCCCCCUGCGUCGGUUGGCCCCUUUGAGGACGAGGACGACGAGGCCGAGAAUGUGCAUGCUUUAGGCCCCGAGUUGCCCACUCCUCAGGUUACGAUCACGAAUUCGCCCGAGAUCGCUGAACCCGCCUCUGUGGACAAGCGGCCGUUAUCAAAGGACGACGCAUCGCAUCCAAUGAUUGAUCUCGAUGCUGCCCUGGGACCGUUCAACACACCUCUGCCACACAAUUCGGAGUGGGAGGCUGCACAGCGCGCUGCGGGCAAUACGGGCAAGAGGCGAUUGCACAGCGCUCAGGGUAUGAAAGGCUUCAGCGGCCCGGGUAUGCACUAUCACCGCCGAGCGGAGUCUGCCCCUGAUCUGCCUCCCUUCGAUCCGGGUCGCUCCGGCAUCAACCGUUUUGGCAGCAAUUCGACCAUGGCCGACGUUUUCGAGGAGGAUGAGGAGGACGAUGAUGAACCAGACGCCGCGGACAGACGGCGGAGUGCCUUUGGAAGACUGGCCGCCGCAGACUCCACUGAUUCCGACACCGAUGACGGCGACGCGACACCGCCUGCUACUGUUGUGCCGUCUACUCAACGCGGAAGCAUUGUUCCGGACAUCCACUCAUCCAGUGACGAGGCGCAUGGAACCAGACAGGUCGACGUCGACGGCAACGAGUUCGAGAAUGUUGCUGCCCACUCCGUUCGCACCGAGUGCUCCAAAACCUCCCUGCAGGACGAUGUGAUCGCGGAAGAGCCCCCUUCUAUUAUCUAUCGAAGUCUCAACCCGAUGCAGGGCGGUGCAGACUCCGCCGUCUCGUCACCCAGGAGGCUGUCUGGCACGAAGGACCUCGCGCCUGUUGAGGUGGGCACAUCGCUCCAAGGAGGUGCGGCAAACAUGCCCAUCAGCCCGUACUCGACAAGCCACGCAUCGUCGUCUCACCCCUCGCCACGAUCCCCAAUGUCCAUGGAUGCCCAGCGCAUAUCGACGGCGCCAUCAUCCGUCACUGACGAGAAUAGCUUCCAAUCACUACUCAUGGGCGAGCCAGGCCCAGAGGUUCGGAUCUCAAUGGAUUACGAUAUUCCGUCUCUGACGUCCAGUAAUUCGACAAUGACAAGGGACAGCGCGUUUUCUCCAAACCCACGCUUGUCACAGCCGAGUUUUCGCGAGCAACGACCCGUUUCUGUGUCAUCGGCGGCAUUUGGCCGUAGACGCUCCAGCCUCGUCAGCCUGAGCCGGCUUAUCAGCAGCUCCCACGGUGAAAGAAGCAAGCUGUCUAUGGAAGUCACGCUGGACAAUGAGGCGGAAAGCAAGCCAUCUCGAUCCAAGAGCAGCAAGACGAAGCAACGACUCGGGCGAAUGAUGCAAUUUUGGAAGCCCAACAAGGACGGUGCGCCGUCAUGAGGGACGGAGCCAACACACAUGGCCGGAGCUGCUCGCUCCUUGCGGCUUGCAUGAACGCUAUGUGAAUGUAUGCCUCGGCGUUUGCGGUGGUUCGAAAAUGACGGCUAUGUGUCACAUCUUGCCAGCCUACCCGUGGCGGUAUUUUUUACUCGGCCGACAUGAUCCAAGACCAGUGGAGACACCACGAGCCACCGCGGGACGCUUGUGGGUGUUGGGGACUUGACGACGGCACGAAUAUUGUUAUUUAGCAUGAUCACACAGCACGUUUUUCCAGAUCCCGCCCGAGACUGUUGCACCAGGGUGGUGCACGUCUCUCGGGACGCGAGCUGUUUCAACCUCAUAUACUUCUUGAACCCGUGUGCAUCACUGGCAUCACCGUUCGGUGAACUGCGUUUAUUUCCAGGGCAGGCUAGAUGGCGGUUGGAAGAAAUUGCAGAGUGGAUAGCAUAAUGAACAUGAUUAUGGAGGAUCGUCAUGGUUGCGAAGGAUUUCGUCUAGACGUCCUUCCGGUUACUUCCAGGGUGCAGAUACACGUUCUUAUGGCUUUCUGAAGGAGCUCGUCGUGCAGUUGUGAGGACCCUGCUGGCUCACUCGAUCUCCUCGCUGGGCCAGAAUCGGGUUAGACAAGUCGUACUAUGGGGUGCCAAUAGAUCCAGGGCAAGCUAUACACAAGCCAUCUGAGGGUUGCGUUAUAGGCCUUGCAGCAGAUUAAGAGUUGUGCGCUUCUGUCCAUCUACGGUAGGAACGCCGCAUUGCAAAUGAAUAACGGC
Messenger RNA from Purpureocillium takamizusanense, 4100 nucleotides. RefSeq lists its product as uncharacterized. The record is from RefSeq and is a predicted model, not a curated record. Bases 403 to 3330 code for a protein of 975 amino acids. Lineage: Eukaryota; Fungi; Ascomycota; Sordariomycetes; Hypocreales; Ophiocordycipitaceae. The transcript has 2 exons.